Symbiodinium sp. CCMP2592 is the source of this 394-nucleotide messenger RNA. Lineage: Eukaryota; Dinophyceae; Suessiales; Symbiodiniaceae. The record is from the annotation of a GenBank genome assembly.
AUGCGCGUGGUCGCAGUGGCGGCCUUGGCUGCACGGAUUGCAUCGGCCGGAGAUCGCUUUCUACAGGCGGCCGCCCAAGCCGAGGAGCCUGCGAAGAGCUUUCUUCCUGUGGCGCCCAGCGAUCUCUCAAUCGCCUCAGCCUGCUCCGCAUAUCCGAAGUGCGUGGAGCGCGGUCUGACCGAUGGCGCAUGUUGCCCCAGUGCAGGACCGGAUGGUCAGCAGCUGGACUGCUGCGAGGGCGGCCCAUCAGCUUGUACUGCCUUCGCUGCGUGCGUUUCUGAGGGCCACGGCUCGGGCACCUGCUGUGCAGCGGGUGCAGAGUUGGACUGCUGUCAGGAGAAGCCCACGGCCUGCUCCGCUUACCCGCGGUGCGUCGCGGCGGGCCUCACGGAGG